ACGUAUGUCGCAAUGACUGAUGUAUAAGACUUUGCCGAACAUUUGCCGCUUUACAUUUUUACGUAUUUAGUAGUGUUUAGCAUGUAGGAGAGAAAUAUUCAAGAAAAUCUGCAUAGAUGUUAGUAAUUCCUACCCACCACCUCUUACACAAUUCAAUAAUAGCAGUCCUAUGGAAUAGGAGUUGUCAAGGAGAAACUUCUUCAGUUUUCAAAUUUUACUUUGCUGCCUGUCAGACUUUCACAGGGUGCAUAUGAAGAGUUCUAUAACUGAUAUCAAGUUCAGGGUGAGAAAUGCCAUGUAUAAAACAACAUAUUCCACAUUCUCAAGGAAAGAACCAGAGUUUAAGUGUUCUUACAGUAUGUACAGCAUAUCAAAUACAAGGCUAAAUCCAUCAUUAAAUGUGCACAAAAAGGCUGUUUUACCUUUGAAGAUGGGCAACACAGAGUAUAUGGAAAAAUACAGAUAUCCUGUUCCUGCUGAAGCAGCUGUGUAUAUGGAGAAACCAGUGACAUCUGUUUGUAAGGGCAAUACGAUUCAACGAAGUGAAUUAAAUCCAUUUCACUGUAGCAUUGUAAAGCACAUGGAUCCAUACAUAAGUGUGUCCCGUCUCAUGAUUGAAAACUCUACACCAGUGUGGAAGGAUGAUCACAUACUUCCUACUCGUGAAGGUUACCCUAAAGUUUCAAGUAAGUUUCAUCAGCCUGUAUAUGAUCGUUCGAUCCUUAGCUCCAAACCGACUUACAGAAACUGGGUUGCACCUCCUCGAAGUCUCAGGAAUACAGGUGUGCAGUCUGAGACGAAUUACCAGUACAGUCGGCUAACAAAUGUCUGCAGCAGAAGCAGUCAGUAUCCAGUCAAGUGUGACAUUGCUGCACCACGCAUCAUGAGUUCUGUGAAUUAUGCUACUGAAUAUGACCACAUUGGUCGCAAGUGGCCUGUCAGAGCUGUUGUUGAUCCAGGGUAGAUUAUGUUGAGAUAUAUUUCUUCUUGUAGAUAAGUAAGAUUCUUAAUAUGAUACAUUCUGCAUGAUUAUAGACUUUUCAGUGGGAUCAAAGAUAGGAAAAUAGAUCUUUUGUUAUUAAAAGGCUGUGUAACAAUUGCACAAAAGAACACUGGAAUUAGAUUUUAACUUUGUUUAGAAUCAUGUUAACCAA
This is a messenger RNA of Schistocerca serialis cubense, 1154 nucleotides long. RefSeq lists its product as uncharacterized. The record is from RefSeq and is a predicted model, not a curated record. Bases 251 to 964 code for a protein of 237 amino acids. Lineage: Eukaryota; Metazoa; Arthropoda; Insecta; Orthoptera; Acrididae. The transcript is spliced from 7 exons.